This is a messenger RNA of Aspergillus homomorphus CBS 101889, 1553 nucleotides long. RefSeq names its product putative citrate synthase Cit1 (gene mcsA). Lineage: Eukaryota; Fungi; Ascomycota; Eurotiomycetes; Eurotiales; Aspergillaceae. The transcript has 3 exons. Gene Ontology annotation, cellular component: mitochondrial matrix. Gene Ontology annotation, biological process: carbohydrate metabolic process; tricarboxylic acid cycle. The record is from RefSeq and is a predicted model, not a curated record. Gene Ontology annotation, molecular function: 2-methylcitrate synthase activity. Bases 168 to 1553 code for a protein of 461 amino acids.
CUCCUCGUCUCCUUGUCUCCUUGUCUCCUUGUAACGCCUCUCCCCCCUUCUCUCUCGCUCUCUCUCCUGGAAUUAACUCAUAAUCGAUUGUCAAGACAGGCUCUUGACUCCUUUCCCCCUUCUCCCACAACUUCUGUAACACACACACACACACACACACGCACAACAUGGCUCUCCCUAUACGCACCACCACCCGUCAUGUCUCGCGGCUGACCCAGACCUCCCUCCGACGCUCCUAUGCCACCGAACCCGACCUCAAAACCGCCCUCAAGGCCGUCAUCCCCGCCAAACGGGACCUCCUCAAACAAGUCAAAGCGCGCAGUGACCAAGUCAUCGGCGAGGUGACCGUGGGCAACGUAAUCGGCGGGAUGCGGGGUCUGAAAGCCCUCCUGUGGGAAGGCUCGGUACUAGACCCGAACGAGGGCAUCCGGUUCCACGGGAAGACCAUCAAGGACUGCCAGCGGGAACUGCCCAAAGGCCCCGUGGGCACGGAGAUGCUCCCCGAGGCCAUGUUCUGGCUGCUGCUGACGGGCCAAGUGCCCUCGACCGCCCAAGUGCGGGCCUUCUCCCGCCAGCUGGCCGAACAAUCCCACCUCCCCGCGCAUCUGCUCACCCUCAUCAAGUCCUUCCCCCGCGACAUGCACCCCAUGACCCAGCUGUCCAUCGCCGUGGCCGCCCUCAACACCGAAUCCCGCUUCGCCCAGGCGUACGCCCGCGGUCUGCCCAAGGCCGAGUACUGGGAGCCGACCUUCGACGACGCGAUCGCGCUGCUGGCCAAGAUCCCCCGCGUCGCCGCGCUGGUCUUCCGCCCGGACGCCGUGGACCAGGUCGGCACGCAGCCGCUGGACGGCGCGCUCGACUGGUCGGCCAACUUCGCGGCCCUGCUGGGCAAGGCCGACCCGAAGCAGCACGGCGACUUCCACGACCUGCUGCGCCUGUACCUGGCACUGCACGGCGAUCACGAGGGCGGCAAUGUGUCGGCGCACACGACGCAUCUGGUGGGCAGUGCGCUCAGCGAUCCGUUCCUCAGCUACAGCGCCGGCCUGUUGGGGCUGGCUGGUCCGCUGCACGGGCUGGCGGCCCAGGAGGUGCUGCGCUGGAUUCUGUCGAUGCAGACGGAGAUCGGGGCAGGGGCCUCGGACGACGCCGUGCGCGAGUAUCUCUGGACCACGCUGCGGUCUGGCCGCGUGGUGCCGGGCUAUGGACAUGGCGUGCUGCGUCAGCCGGACCCGCGCUUCCAGGCGCUGAUGGACUUCGCGGCCGCGCGCCCGGACGUCAAGGCCAACCCAGUGUUCAAGCUGGUGCAGCAGACGUCGGAGAUCGCGCCGGGCGUGUUGACGGAACAUGGAAAGACCAAGAACCCGCACCCGAACGUGGACGCUGCAUCGGGCGUGCUCUUCUACCACUACGGAUUCACCCAGCCCCUCUACUACACCGUCACGUUCGGAGUGAGCCGGGCCCUGGGCCCGCUGGUGCAGUUGAUCUGGGAUCGUGCCUUGGGGCUGCCCAUCGAGCGGCCCAAGAGUAUCAACCUGCAGGGUCUGAGUGCAUGA